Molecule: messenger RNA, 1741 nt
Organism: Diorhabda sublineata
Lineage: Eukaryota; Metazoa; Arthropoda; Insecta; Coleoptera; Chrysomelidae
Product: cholecystokinin receptor type A-like
Exons: 6
Coding region: 324-1616 (430 amino acids)
Biological process (GO): neuropeptide signaling pathway
Cellular component (GO): membrane
Molecular function (GO): neuropeptide receptor activity
Source: RefSeq, a predicted model, not a curated record
AUGCGUGCUAACUUCAGCUUUCAGUUUCAGUAUGCUUGGCGUCGCUUUUCAGAGUGGUGGUUACUUCAAACUGUUGAACUCUAAUUGUGAUAAUCGCGUUCCGACUAAUUUUGCGCUUUUAUAAGUUCCAAACUUUCGUAGAAUUUUAAACUUACUGACUUACGAGUGUUAGCUGAGUUACAAAAACUUUUGAUUGUUGUUUGGGUGCUUUCAUUUAAGUUUCACUUUUAAAAGUCUAUGGACUAAGGAGGGGAUUUUCCAAUGGGUAUUGUUAACAAGAAGUUGGCGUCAAAUCAAACAAACAACCUCAGGUGAAGUGAACAAUGGAUUGGAAUGACACCAACGAAGAGUUUUCAAGCUAUAAUUUAACUUUUAUGGAAAAUAUCACCACAGCAACCACUGAUCGGGAGUUAUUUCGACCUACACUGAUUCCCGUUACUGGAAAUUGGCAGCCAUGGUAUGGAGCGGGCCGAAUCCAGAUUCCUCUUUACGCAAUUAUAUUCAUAUUGGCUGUUACAGGAAACAUUCUCGUCAUACUCACUUUGGUGCAAAACCAACGCAUGAGGACCAUAACCAAUUUAUUCCUGCUGAACUUGGCAAUAUCUGAUCUCCUUCUCGGCGUUCUCUGCAUGCCAUUUACACUUAUUGGGGCUCUUCUCAGAGAUUUCGUUUUCGGGGCAGUAAUGUGUAAAUUGCUGCCAUUUCUACAAGCUUGCUCAGUAUCGGUGGGAGUUUGGACUUUAGUAGCGAUAUCUGUUGAGAGAUAUUACGCCAUCUGCCAUCCUUUACGCUCGUUACGAUGGCAGACUCUGAAUCAUGCCUACAAACUGAUUUUGUUUAUCUGGAUCGGAAGCAUUAUCUGUAUGGCCCCUAUAGCAGCUCUCAGCCAAUUACAGCCAACACGUCAAGGCAAUCAAAAAUGCAGAGAAAACUGGUCGUCGUUGAAGUGUGAAAAAGCAUACAAUUUAUUUUUGGAUGCAAUACUUUUAGUUAUACCACUUUUGGUGAUGGCAGUAACUUAUUCCUUAAUAACGAUAACGCUUUGUAAAGGAAUGAAGACUGAAAAAUCCAUCAGAAGUAAUGGUGUGAACGCUGUCAAUGUAUAUGUCAACCUCAGAGGAAGAAGCUCAACCCGUUCGUCUUGCAAAAAUUCGUUUUGUCCAUAUUCAAGUAGACAACAGCUUCAACAAAAUUGGUCACAAGAUUCAAACAGUCCUAUUAUAGGUUCCAGAAAACUAACUACAGGUUUGAGGAAAUCAAAUGCAGAACGGAGCCUUCUGAAUAAGAGAAGAGUCGUUAAAAUGUUAUUUGCUGUUGUUUUGGAAUUUUUCAUUUGUUGGACUCCGCUAUACGUAAUCAACACUAUUGCUCUAUUCGAUUCUACAGUGGUUUACAAAAGUAUCGGUUAUACAGGAAUCAGUUUUUUCCAACUGCUGGCAUAUACGUCAAGUUGUUGUAAUCCAAUAACUUAUUGUUUCAUGAAUUUUGGUUUCAGGAAAUCUUUUUUGAAUUUGUUCAAAUGUAUGAAAACAUCUAAUCACUCCACGACGACUGGGAGUGGAAUUAAUUUGGAGACUAAAUGGACGAACAGACUCAGCGAACCUGCCUGUAACUGAAAAUUACGUCAUUUAUUUGAACAGUUAACAAUAAUAUUAUAGAGUUUGACUGAUUGUUACGAUUUUUCUAAUAUUAGGAUGAAUGUUUAGCCAUUGAUAUUGUUCAUAAUAAAAGUUAUCUGAUA